Rhinichthys klamathensis goyatoka is the source of this 1692-nucleotide messenger RNA. Its product is annotated as gastrula zinc finger protein XlCGF8.2DB. The record is from RefSeq and is a predicted model, not a curated record. The transcript is spliced from 3 exons. NCBI's taxonomy places the organism in Eukaryota, Metazoa, Chordata, Actinopteri, Cypriniformes, Leuciscidae. The coding region runs from base 328 to 1449 and encodes 373 amino acids.
UUGGUGCCAUUGGCAGAAUAAACAUUUCCAGUAGGUGGCAGCAAUGCACUAAAUGGUUUUCGAGUUUCCCAUUCAAAUCCAAAAGAACAAGAGAAUGCGCAUGCGUAGAGAGAAACUCGAGAGAUUAUGCGAGUGUUGAAGUAUGAAACGCAUUAUGAACUCUGGUUUUUUAAUAAUUAGAGUGUAAUGUGUUGGCAGAGAGUUCUUCAGAGACUAAUCUGGUGCCCCUCCCAAAACAUCACUAAUAAAAAUUGGGAAUUUUGCCAUCAUCAUACAAGAGAAGGGAUACUCCAGAUGUUAAAGCUGAGUUCGUUGUGACUGUUAAAGAUGGCGUUUGUUGAAGUAGAGAUUGAGGACACGAGUGAUUCAGAACCAUCCAGAAUCGAUCAUGAAGAUACAGAGGAACAAACAGAUUGGAUGGAAGUGAAAGAGCCAAGACAAGAAUUGAAUGAAGAGGAGGAGGAACAUUGUAACUUGAAAAAGCUGCACACCUGCUCUCGGUGUGGAAAGAGUUUCAGACAUAAAUCAUCUCUCAGGAAUCAUCUCUCUGUUCACUCUGGAAAAAAGCCCUUCGACUGUGAUCAGUGCGGUAAAUAUUUUAGCUCAUUGUCACAUCUCAACAAACACCUAAAAAUUCAUUCAGACGAGAGGCCGUACUUGUGUACCGUUUGUGGAAAGAGUUUUUCACGGCUGGACAGUUGUAAACAGCACCAGAAAAUACAUAAUGAAGUGAGAGACCAUGUGUGCUCGAAGUGUGGGAAGAGCUUUACCACAGUUGGCCAGUUGAAACAACACCAAAUAAUUCAUACUGGAGAAAGACCUUACAAGUGCUCAUAUUGUGACAAGAGUUUCACUCAAUCUGGAAACCUGAAAUCCCACGAGCGAGUUCACACCGGAGAGAAGCCGUACCACUGCACUCAGUGUGAGAAGAGUUUCAAAGAUGCAACCGGUCUCAAAAAUCAUCUGCACCUUCACUCUGGAGAAAUGCCAUUUAACUGUGAGCAUUGUGGGAAAGAUUUUAAUUCAUCAUCAAAUCUGAAAAACCACCUGAAAGUCCAUACGAAUGAGAGGCCUUAUGUGUGUUCUUUCUGUGGCAAGAGUUUUUCACUGCAGGAAAGUUGUAAACUGCACGAGAAAAUACACACGGGUGUGAGAGAUCAAGUGUGUUGUGUGUGUGGGAAGAGCUUCGUUACGCCUGGACAACUGAAACGCCACCAGAUCAUUCAUACUGGAGAAAGACCUUUCAAGUGCUCAUCGUGUGACAAGAGUUUCUCUCUGUCUGCACACCUGAAAUCACACGAGCGCCUUCAUACCGGAGAGAAGCCGUACCACUGCACUCAGUGUGGACAGAGGUUUAGACAUUCAAACUCGGUAGCAAAUCAUAUGAAAAAGCAUUUCCCAAAGUUUCACAGUGAGCAAAAUUCAUCCAUCCAGUUAGUUAGUUUGUAGUGCUUUAUUGGCAUGAAUAAUAUUGUACAUUUGUAUUGCCGAAGUAAUUGCAGUGCUUUUGCAUAACAUUUAAACAGUGCACAAUUAGAAUAUUGCAAAACAACAUGCAGAAAAAUCAAAACUGAUGAAUAUAAGUAAGUGGCACUAGUCACCAUGAAAUCAAAAUGUACAAUUCUUAUAUUUAUGGAAUAUUGCAGUAUUUAUUAUUAAUUAUUUAUUUGUGCACAUCAUUAUUUAAUUUGU